UACAACAACACAGCCAUCAGUACUCCAAACCUGGACGCCUUGGCCCAACGUAGCUUGAUCUUCCGGAAUGCCUUCACCUCUGUCAGCAGCUGUUCUCCCAGCCGAGCCAGCCUCCUGACAGGCCUGCCCCAGCACCAGAAUGGGAUGUAUGGGCUACAUCAGGAUGUACAUCACUUCAACUCCUUUGACAGUGUUCGUAGCCUUCCUCUACUGCUCAGCAAGGCAGGGAUCCGGACAGGUGGGGAGGAAUAUCACCCGGAUCAAGCUCCUCGUUCGGAAAUUUCUCCGCAGCCAAGAUGAGAAGCCUUUUUUCCUCUAUGUUGCUUUCCAUGAUCCUCAUCGCUGUGGCCACUCUCAACCCCAGUAUGGAGCCUUUUGUGAAAAAUUUGGCAAUGGAGAGACUGGAAUGGGCCGGAUCCCAGACUGGAAACCCCAGCAUUACAGCCCAGAUCAAGUGCAGGUCCCAUAUUUUGUGCAGGAUACACCAGCUGCUCGUUCAGAUUUGGCUGCUCAGUACACAACCAUCGGGCGCAUGGAUCAAGGCAUUGGCCUUGUCCUGGAGGAGCUACACAAUGCUGGCUUCAGCAACAAUACACUUGUGGUCUACACGUCAGACAAUGGUAUCCCCUUCCCCAGUGGAAGAACCAACCUGUAUUGGUCAGGCACAGCUGAACCCCUCCUCAUCUCUUCCCCUGAGCACCCUUCACGCUGGGGACAGGUCAGCAAUGCCUACGCCAGCCUUCUGGAUAUCACCCCUACCGUUUUGGAUUGGUUCUCCGUGCCAUAUCCCAGCUACAGCCUCUUUGGGAAGCAGAGGGUGCAACUCAUGGGGAAGUCCCUGCUGCCAGCCCUGUGGUCAGAGCCACCGUGGGCGACUGCCUUUGCAAGCCAGAGCCUGCACGAGGUGACCAUGCACUAUCCCAUGCGAGCUGUGCAGCGUGGCCCCCUGCGCCUCAUCCACAACCUGCAGAACCGCAUGUCCUUCCCCAUUGAUCAAGAUUUCUAUGUUUCACCCACAUUCCAAGACCUGCUGAAUAGGACUCAGGUAGGGCAGCCCACCCACUGGAACAAGACGUUGCAUGGCUACUAUUACCGAAAACGCUGGGAACUGUACGAUCUCAGCAUGGAUCCCACCGAGAGCCAGAACUUGGCUUCUAAUCCUCGCUAUGCUCAGGCUCUCCAGGAGCUGCAAGGGCUACUGCUGAAGUGGCAGUGGGAAACAGAUGACCCCUGGGUGUGCGUGCCUGAUGGGGUCCUGGAGGAUAAGCCCAGCCCCCAGUGUCGGCCUCUCCACAACGAACUGUGAUUUUAGUUCCUUAUCUCUUGCGGUUGCUAUUGCUUCCUCAUGCGAAACAGAGGCAAAAGGAAAACA
Euleptes europaea (tarantolino) is the source of this 1372-nucleotide messenger RNA. It is a transcript of the gene SGSH, whose product is annotated as N-sulfoglucosamine sulfohydrolase. Gene Ontology annotation, molecular function: N-sulfoglucosamine sulfohydrolase activity. The record is from RefSeq and is a predicted model, not a curated record. Bases 140 to 1306 code for a protein of 388 amino acids. NCBI's taxonomy places the organism in Eukaryota, Metazoa, Chordata, Lepidosauria, Squamata, Sphaerodactylidae. The transcript has 7 exons. Gene Ontology annotation, biological process: heparan sulfate proteoglycan catabolic process; glycosaminoglycan catabolic process.